AUGCCUGGACUUGCUGAUCCAGAUAUUCUAGCAGUAAACGACGAUUUAUUCUACCUGACGGGUACUUCUGAUGCCAUGAGUUUACCAAUCUUUCAAUCUACGGAUCUGAUCAAUUUUCAGCUAAAAAUUACAUAUAAUCCUUCACUUUCCGAUUCUAUGUAUCAUUACUGUUAUAUUUGGGCACCUGACCUCUCAAAACGUGGUACCGGUUACGAUUUAUACUUUUCUGCUCAACGUGUAUUGAAAGGUACACAUUGUCCAGCAAACGGACAAGAUGUUACUACAUUCUUCGCAAGAGCCUCUGACGAUAAUCUCAUCUUUAGUGUACCGGUGCUAGUGGAUUUUGGAAAUGGGGCUCCUAAAGGAAGAAUUGCCGCAGGUUGUAAUAGUGAUGGAUGUUUGAAGACAGUUCGAAUUGAUUCUGCCGUUGUUGGACCGGAGAAUAAUCGUUGGUUUUUUUAUGUAUGGUUCUCAGAUGGAAAUAAUAUAGCUGCAUUUCCAUUUGCUACACCAUCUACUUUGGUUGCAAAUGCUGGACCCGCUUCUUUUUCUAUUCCUUCCAGUGAAGAAAAAAUCAAUGAAGCACCUGAAGUAUUUUGGCGUGAAGGACAAUAUUAUUUCUUCAUAAGUACAGCAUUCUUCGACAGUCAAUAUGCUAUGUCUUAUGUAAUAGCACCGACUAUUGCCGACCUAACACGCAAACGUGCAGUACGUAUUCAUUCGAUUGCACAACGAAACUCAGCAGGAAAACUGGUUCAAAGUCAUGGACAUAAUUCUAUAGUUGUGAGACGUGGUCAGUUCUUUAAUGUAUUUCAUCAAGGUAUUUUUGAUAGUACAGGACGUCUGAUUGAAAGAAGUACUUUUAAACAACGUCUUGCUUUUCGACCAGAUGGAACAAUAUACACAUUGAACACAGUCAAUAUUCGUUGGACUCAACUUCCUUUAUACCAAUAUUCCAUCGAUGUUGUGAAGAAAGAUGGCUCCGCAAUAGGUCCAUGUAUUAGUGUAGCUCGCAUAGGAGCAACACUAAGAACAACAUAUGUUGGUAUAUGUCCGGAUAGUGGUAACCAAUUAGUAGAUAAAGGUGAUAUUGCUGCGUUCAGAUUAUUUUAUUCCAGGAACAAUAUAUGGAAAGAUUUCGUCGAAGUAAAAUAUGAUGGCGUAUCGGAUCAAUUAGCCUUUUACCUACCAGGUGGCAUUACCAAACAAAUAGCUCUACGUUGGAAUGAACGUAUAACAGGUACCAGAUAUUCUCUAGAUGUUCGACGUCGAGAUGGAACUUGGAUUGCUCCUUGUGUUGGUGAUGCAAUUAUCGGUAACAAUGUUGAAUAUGUCUUCGAUGGUAAUUGCCAGACAGCCAAGAUUUUUAUUGAACCCACUGAUAUUUCGUACAUUCGAAUGUGUUCUGCUAUUAACGAUGAUUGGGCGAGAGCAAUCUGUGGUGGUGUAGCGUAUGAUGGCAUGAUGAUCAAUGUAUUCGUUAAUAUUCCAUAA
Messenger RNA from Rotaria sp. Silwood1, 1494 nucleotides. Lineage: Eukaryota; Metazoa; Rotifera; Eurotatoria; Philodinida; Philodinidae. The record is from the annotation of a GenBank genome assembly.